UCCAGCCUCCGCCGCUUCUGCUUCCCGAGCGAGCCCUGCGGCCGCCGGAGCAUCUCCCGCGGCGGAGCAGGAGCCGGAUGGUCAGAGGAGCCCGGCAGUCCCAGCAGCCGCGGAGUCGCCUGGCCCCCAGACUGUCUGGCACAGUGGAGAAACCACCCCGAAAACGGAAAAGCAGGACUGAAUUUACUCUUAAAGAAACUAUGUCCUCUGGAGGUGCUGAAGAUGACAUCCCACAGGGAGAGAGGAAGACAGUUACAGAUUUCUGUUAUCUUUUGGAUAAAUCCAAGCAACUAUUCAAUGGCUUAAGAGAUUUACCUCAGUAUGGACAGAAGCAGUGGCAGUCCUACUUCGGAAGAACUUUUGAUGUUUACACCAAACUCUGGAAAUUCCAGCAGCAGCAUCGACAAGUCUUGGAUAAUCGGUAUGGAUUGAAGCGGUGGCAAAUAGGGGAAAUCGCGUCCAAGAUCGGGCAGCUGUAUUACCACUAUUAUUUACGAACUUCUGAGACCAGUUAUCUGAAUGAGGCUUUCUCCUUCUACUCUGCAAUCAGACAGAGGUCAUACUACUCUCAAGUCAAUAAAGAGGACAGGCCUGAGUUGGUUGUUAAGAAACUCCGAUACUAUGCAAGAUUUAUAGUAGUUUGCCUUCUUCUUAACAAAAUGGAUGUUGUGAAAGACCUGGUAAAGGAAUUGUCUGAUGAAAUUGAAGAUUAUACUCAUCGCUUUAAUACCGAAGAUCAAGUCGAGUGGAACCUGGUGCUUCAAGAGGUAGCAGCAUUCAUUGAGGCAGACCCUGUGAUGGUGUUAAACGAUGAUAACACCAUUGUUAUCACAUCCAAUCGCCUCGCUGAGACCGGAGCCCCCUUGCUGGAGCAAGGCAUGAUUGUGGGACAGUUGUCUCUGGCUGAUGCACUCAUUAUUGGUAAUUGUAAUAAUCAGGUCAAAUUCAGCGAAUUAACUGUUGACAUGUUCCGGAUGUUGCAAGCCUUGGAGAGGGAGCCGAUGAAUUUAGCUUCCCAGAUGAAUAAGCCAGGAAUACAGGAGCCAGCUGACAAGCCCACCAGACGAGAAAACCCCCACAAGUAUCUACUCUACAAACCGACCUUCAGCCAACUGUAUACAUUUUUAGCAGCAUCUUUUAAGGAGCUGCCUGCCAAUAGUGUGCUUCUGAUUUACCUGUCAGCCACUGGCGUUUUCCCCACAGGUCGUUCUGAUGGUGAAGGUCCUUAUGACUUUGGAGGUGUACUUACUAAUAGUAACCGGGACAUUAUCAAUGGGGAUGCGAUCCACAAACGAAAUCAGUCUCACAAGGAAAUGCACUGCCUUCAUCCUGGAGACCUCUAUCCAUUCACAAGGAAACCCCUGUUCAUCGUUGUGGACUCCUCCAAUAGUGUUGCCUACAAGAAUUUUACAAAUUUGUUUGGACAGCCACUCGUCUGCCUUCUUUCUCCCACAGCAUAUCCAAAAGCUUUGCAAGAUCAGUCUCAGCGAGGUAGCCUCUUCACGCUCUUUUUGAACAAUCCUCUAAUGGCCUUCCUAUUUGUGUCUGGAUUGUCAAGCAUGCGUAGAGGCCUGUGGGAAAAGUGUCAAGAAUAUCUUCGAAAAAUCAACCGUGAUAUUGCCCAGCUACUGACCCAUUCACGUUCAAUAGAUCAGGCCUUCCUCCAGUUUUUUGGAGAUGAAUUUCUUCGAUUGCUUCUCACAAGGUUUGUCUUCUGUUCAGCCACCAUGAGGAUGCACAAGGCCUUUCGGGAAACACGAAAUUACCCAGAAUCCUAUCCACAACUGCCAAGGGAUGAAACCGUGGAGAAUCCUCACCUUCAGAAGCAUAUUUUGGAAUUGGCCUCCAUUCUGGAUGUUCGAAACAUCUUCUUUGAAAAUUCUAUGGAUGACUAUUAAAACCCUCUUGU
Molecule: messenger RNA, 1909 nt
Organism: Mus pahari (shrew mouse)
Lineage: Eukaryota; Metazoa; Chordata; Mammalia; Rodentia; Muridae
Gene: Scai
Product: suppressor of cancer cell invasion
Exons: 18
Coding region: 78-1898 (606 amino acids)
Biological process (GO): DNA-templated transcription
Cellular component (GO): nucleus
Molecular function (GO): transcription corepressor activity
Source: RefSeq, a predicted model, not a curated record